AGUUUAGAUAGCUGUCUCUUUCGAUCAUCAACAUCGUCAGUUUUUUGAAAAUAUUCUUAGUUUAUCGAGCAAUGGACCAAUGGAGUCACCAAAAUCAUCAGGGCCAUCAAAGUCAGUCUACUUCUACCGGUCCUACACCACAUUCUCACAUGACACAUGUUGUUCCUCAGCAAAAAGAAGAGGUUCAGUACAUGAUGCGUCAAGUAACAGAUAGUGUUAGAUUUGCAAUGUGUGAAGCAAUUGCACACAGACCGGGUCUUUGGGAUUCAACACGAGAAAAAGUGAGCUCGGCAGCACGGAAAAAUCUCUUUGCUGAAGUUGUUGAGGUGAUUAAUCAACAGUUCGUGUUGAGCCCUCCGCUCACAAUCGAAGAAAUCGAAAAGCAUUGGAAAAAUCUGAAAGACACAUACGUGAAAACUCGACGGAAGUUAACAUUUGAUCAUGAUGGAUGCCCUAUACGACCGAAAUGGAAGUUUUUUGAUUCGCUCAUGUUCCUGGACAGUGUGAAUCAAAACGAUUUUGUGAUGAAAAAACGUCCGAUGCAAUUCCAGGGACAGCCGUACGAUUUAUACCAAGGUCCCUCUUCUAAGAAAGAGAAACUAGAAGAAAUGCCAUCUGACGAGUACAUGGAAUUCUGUCGAUCGUUGUACCUCCCAUUGAAAGAAAUAGGAUACAAGGAUCGCAUACACUGGCUGAAGAUCCAAAAGUCCAUCCGUGACAUCGUUUACGAAGCGCAACUGGAAAGUGUUACUAAAGCCGCACCUGAUUUGCAAUAAACAAUUUGUGUUAAAAA
Messenger RNA from Caenorhabditis elegans, 793 nucleotides. RefSeq names its product MADF domain-containing protein (gene madf-10). Gene Ontology annotation, molecular function: DNA binding. Gene Ontology annotation, biological process: regulation of DNA-templated transcription; DNA-templated transcription. Bases 72 to 776 code for a protein of 234 amino acids. The record is from RefSeq and is marked reviewed. Gene Ontology annotation, cellular component: nucleus. The transcript has 3 exons. Lineage: Eukaryota; Metazoa; Nematoda; Chromadorea; Rhabditida; Rhabditidae.